Molecule: messenger RNA, 2928 nt
Organism: Phacochoerus africanus (Common warthog)
Lineage: Eukaryota; Metazoa; Chordata; Mammalia; Artiodactyla; Suidae
Gene: EYA2
Product: EYA transcriptional coactivator and phosphatase 2
Exons: 16
Coding region: 597-2228 (543 amino acids)
Biological process (GO): positive regulation of DNA repair; multicellular organism development; negative regulation of extrinsic apoptotic signaling pathway in absence of ligand
Cellular component (GO): nucleus
Molecular function (GO): protein tyrosine phosphatase activity
Source: RefSeq, a predicted model, not a curated record
UCUCCCAAGCACUAAAGCCCAGUUUAAAAAGGGUCAAGACACCAAGAUUGACUUUUCUUCUGGUCCCUCAAACCCUUAAUCCCUUCUCCCCAUCCAACAGUGGACCCAAAUUAGAGCUUCAGGCCCAUCAAGGCCUCGGGAAGGGGCAGCCUCUGAAAGCGCUUGACUCACAGCCCCCACCGGGCCACACGGCCUGGGAGCUCCUGAGUCUGACCUGGUCUGCCUCCUUCUUCCUGUCUCAUCCUGGAGAGCUGUUUUCCUUGGCAUAGCACAGAGACAGGUGAUCCCACCUGGCUGGUUCAGGCCCAGGCUCGUUCAGCCUCCCAGACGCUUGGUCGUGGCCUUUUGACUUUGUCAGGUUGGUACCGCCUCUCCUGCCUUGGUUCCUGUCCGCCACAGGGUCCCCUACAAGUGCCAAUGGCCCUUUCUAGAAUGUGUCUGUCCUGCCAAGACUGACAGACUCCCCACACCACAGUCUGGUGGCUUUUGUGGGAGACUCUGGCUGCUGUGGACAUUGCUCUCGGGCCUUUGCUUGGGUGUGGAGUCAGCUAAGGAAGCAGGGGAACUGGCCGAAAGCAGUGCCUCUGUUCGCCAGGAUGAGGUACAAGGAAAUGCUAGAACUAGUGAUCUCACCCAGCCUUACUGUAAACAGCGACCGUCCCGGUAAACUGAAGCUUAACUGUGCUGAGGCUGAUGUCUGGACUCUGAGUGACAUCGAAGGCAUCAGCACAUCGGCCGCUCCGAGUGUGUCCCCUCUCUUUGCAAGACCGUGCCCACGCGUCCUGCCCAGCCAGCCUCCCACGGCCAUGGCAGCCUACGGCCAGACACAGUACAGUGCGGGGAUCCAGCAGGCCACCCCCUAUACAACUUACCCACCUCCAGGACAAGCCUAUGGAAUCCCUUCUUACAGCAUCAAGACAGAAGACAGCUUGAACCAUUCCCCCGGCCAGAGUGGAUUCCUCAGCUACGGCACCAGCUUCAGCACCCCACCCACUGGACAGAGCCCGUACACCUACCAGAUGCACGGCACGGCUGGGAUCUAUCAAGGAGCAAACGGACUGACCAAUGCAGCCGGCUUUGGAAGUGUACACCAGGACUAUCCUUCCUACCCUGGCUUCCCCCAGAGCCAGUACUCCCAGUAUUACAGCUCGUCCUACAACCCCCCUUAUGUCCCGGCCAGCAGCAUCUGCUCCUCUCCCCUCUCCACGUCCACCUACGUCCUGCAGGAGGCCUCUCACAGUGUCCCCAACCAGAGUUCCGAGUCACUCGGCGGUGAAUAUAACACGCACAAUGGACCGUCCACGCCGGCAAAGGAGGGAGACCCAGACAGACCGCCCCGGGCCUCCGACGGGAAGCUCCGAGGCCGGUCUAAGCGGAGCAGUGACCCCUCCCCAGCAGCAGACAAUGAGAUUGAGCGUGUGUUCGUGUGGGACUUGGAUGAGACAAUAAUUAUUUUUCACUCCUUACUCACGGGGACUUUUGCCUCCAGAUACGGGAAGGACACCACAACGUCCGUGCGCAUCGGCCUGAUGAUGGAAGAAAUGAUCUUCAGCCUUGCAGACACGCAUCUGUUCUUCAAUGACCUGGAGGAUUGCGACCAGAUCCACGUGGACGAUGUCUCGUCUGAUGACAACGGGCAAGAUUUAAGCACCUACAACUUCUCUGCCGAUGGCUUCCACAGUUCGGCCCCAGGGGCCAACCUGUGCCUGGGCUCCGGCGUCCACGGUGGCGUGGACUGGAUGAGGAAGCUGGCAUUCCGCUACCGGCGGGUCAAGGAGAUGUACAACACCUACAAAAACAACGUUGGCGGCUUGAUAGGAGCUCCCAAAAGGGAGACCUGGCUACAGCUCAGAGCCGAGCUGGAAGCUCUGACCGACCUCUGGCUGACCCACUCCCUCAAGGCACUAAACCUCAUCAAUUCCCGGCCCAAUUGUGUCAACGUAUUGGUCACCACCACUCAACUCAUUCCUGCCUUGGCCAAAGUCCUGCUGUACGGACUGGGCUCCGUGUUCCCUAUUGAGAACAUCUACAGUGCAACCAAGACAGGGAAGGAGAGCUGCUUUGAGAGGAUCAUGCAGAGAUUCGGCAGAAAAGCUGUCUACAUCGUGAUUGGCGAUGGCGUGGAAGAGGAGCAGGGAGCAAAAAAGCACAACAUGCCUUUCUGGCGGAUAUCCUGCCACGCAGACCUGGAGGCGCUGAGGCAUGCCCUGGAGCUGGAGUAUUUAUAGCAGAACUCGCGGCAUCGCCACCUGCCAUCGCAGCUGCAUCCCACCCGCCCGGGCCCCUGGUUUUCCCUGCCUCCCCGCCAGAUGCCGGAAGAGUCCCUCCAGCCAAGAGGACGUGUCCGGUGACCAUCUCAGAAGCUGUCCUUUCAGUGCAAACACGGGGCCUGAGAAACAGAGUAGCCUGCAGUGGCUUUGGAACAUUCUCCCUUUGGGGCAAAGGGCUGGCUCGCUUGGAGACCUUCCUAAAAGACUCACGGAACACAAGCAAGGAAUUGCUGAUUUGGGGGAGGCUGGGGAUGAGGAGGAGGGAGACAGGCUUUUUUCUUUUCCUCUUUAAUUUAUGGACUAAUCAUUACUCUGGUAUUAUGCUCUUGUACCUGUGUUGUUGGUUCUCGUAGUCGUUGGUUUUUUGUUUUCUAAGCCGGCAUGUGGGCAGUGCACAGUUCUAAUUUAAGCCUCUCUGCUCCAAGUUGUGCUGUGGGGGGGACAGUCAUUCUUUGAACAUAGUGAGGGAGGCAGUUCGGGGCUGUGGGGAGGACUAUUGCUUUUUUUGUCUGUUUUUAAGGACCUAACCUGAUGUCAUGUGGACAGUGCACGUGCCUUAUGCUGCCAUCUUGUUUUCUAGGAAGAGGGGACCCUGGGGAGGAGGCAGUACUUUGUGACGGAAAAAGGCAUUAAAUAAAACCACGUUUACAUUUUGAAA